Molecule: messenger RNA, 1377 nt
Organism: Purpureocillium lilacinum
Lineage: Eukaryota; Fungi; Ascomycota; Sordariomycetes; Hypocreales; Ophiocordycipitaceae
Biological process (GO): nucleolar large rRNA transcription by RNA polymerase I
Cellular component (GO): RNA polymerase I core factor complex
Molecular function (GO): RNA polymerase I core promoter sequence-specific DNA binding; TBP-class protein binding
Source: RefSeq, a predicted model, not a curated record
AUGGCUGGUAAGCGCAAGCGCGCGGGUUCGGCCGCAGCAGAUGCUGUUGAGAGCCUGGGCUCGAGGCACAGCCCGGCAACCGGCGCCACCAACCCCUUCAGUCGCUCGCCCAGUGAGCGGCACCAGCUGCGCGUCGCUGGGCUCUCUGACAUGGAAGAGGACCCGACGCCUGGGAUCAAACACUUUCCGCACCGCGGUUUCGGCAGACGCACCUUCAUCGAGGGCGCGGAGAGCGAUGUCGAGCGCGGCGGCGAGAACUUCGACGACGAUGAGCACGGCCAGCCAGCACCUCUGCCACCAAAGGCUAACCAAGGCGCCGGCCGCUCCACGCCUGCGGACCGCAGGGGCGGCCAUCUGGACGUUCUGCUGCGCUCGAUCCAUCAGUUACUGGACCGGGGAGACGUCGCCCGGGCCGCAAAGGCGUAUGCGCUCGUCCUGCAGAUGCGCCCCGGCAGCCGGCGCGUCGACGUCCGUCAGCAUGGCCUGUGGGCGCUCGGCGCGGAGAUUCUGAUGCGUGAGGGCGAGGACGUGCCGCCGCAGGCGCCCGCCGCGGGGGGAGCAGGAAGAGGCAGCGGAGCGUCCGGCAGGAUGGUGAUGGAGCACGAGGCGGCAGACGAUGAUGACGAUGACUUGACUGUCCCACGCCCCAUGCGACCUCUCGGGCCAUCAUCCACGCCGUCAGGUCACAGGAACGACCGCAUACCACGCCGAUGGGGCUCCUCAGCCAACAUGCCUAAAGUGAAGGCCUAUUUCGAGACGCUCAUCCAGCAGCACCCCUACGACCACAAGUUUCCGCGCAGCGUCUCGGCGCUCGACUUCCAACUGGCCCUGCUUGGCUGCGAGAUGUACAACGUCCACAUCGAGCACCGCCGGGCCCUCGCACGCGCCGACGCCGACGCCGACAGCUCGAAGGAUCAGCAAAGCCUCGCAGAUGUGCGGAAAGACGACGGCCACGGAGGAGGAUACGGCCGGGGGGAGGCGGCCGACUCGCAGUCGAGGCUGGACGUGCGCAAGGACGAGAUUCGGCUGCGCGCCCUGGCUGGCAUGGAGGAUGUCGUCAGGAGGAUGGAUGGGCUCAUGCAGCAAUUGCCGUUUCGCAAGAGCAACCACUUCCUCCGCAUGCGCGCGACGGCUUCGCUUCACCUGGCAGACCUGCUUGUCCCUGCCGUCCAAAUGGCAGGCGAACAACUGCAUGAUGUCGCGAUGAGGCGACAGCGGGAGCUCGAGACAGCUGUGAAUGCCCUCGACAGACUGCUUGAGAACGGCGGCGAGCUGGAUGACGUCGCCCGCGCAGUCCUUGAAGGGCAGCAUGUCAAGGCAGAGGAAUACUUGUCGCCGCCACCACUCUAUCCGUCGCUCCCCAUCCGAGGCUUGUAA